AUGAUCGCUGGCUCGUUUUUUAGCGGAGCUCUGGACUACAAUUCAAGGGAAGUACAGAACAUACUGAUGAUAGGACUGGGUGGUGGCAUAAUUAGCAACUAUUUCAGUACCAUGGAAAUGCUCAAAUUGAACAUUACCGUUGUGGAUAUUGAUCCUGUAAUGAAAAAAAUAGCAGAAAAAUGGUACGAAUUUGAUCCAAAGCCUAUGAAGAGGAUAAUUGUGGAUGACGGCCUUCGAUUCAUUCGUGAAGCUAAUAAAAGAGGUGAAAUCUAUGAUGUUCUAUUGGUAGAUGUUUGCUACAAUGAGCAUAGAGCUCUUAUGGCUCCUGUAGAAGACUUUCUAAUUGACGAAGAGAUUAAGGAAAUCUACAAGAUCUUGAAACCGGAUGAUGCUCUUCUGUUCGAAGAAGAAGAAGAACUCAUGGCUUGA
Molecule: messenger RNA, 429 nt
Organism: Strongylus vulgaris
Lineage: Eukaryota; Metazoa; Nematoda; Chromadorea; Rhabditida; Strongylidae
Source: the annotation of a GenBank genome assembly